UAAAUUCGAUCGUGUAAUCGUUGUGUACUAUUUCUAAUCUUAUCUCAGCGCUACUUUCGAUAGUCAGGUUCAAACUGCGGCUUACUUAUAUCCGGACUUUUAGAAUGUCAACGUUCACUAAAGUGUGCCUCCUGCUAUUAAUUAAUGGGGUCAGUUUAGGGAAAAGCAAAUUUCAAGUGCAGUUGCAACAGGGCGUUUUGGAAGGAUCGCCUAGAUGGAGUUCGGGCGGAAGAGAAUUCGUAGCGUUCGAGGGAAUUCCGUAUGCCGAACCUCCUCUCGGAGAUAAACGAUUUCAAGGACCGGUGGCCGGUAAACCAUGGAAUGGUGUCUUAAAUGCUACAAGAUGCUGUCCUAUUUGUCCUCAGAGCAACGUAUUUAUUAACGAUUUCACCCCACGUGGUGAUGAGAACUGCCUCUGCCUCAACGUUUACACGGCUCAGGAAGGUUUAGAUAAUCUGGUUCCGGUAAUUUUUUAUAUCCACGGCGGUGGGUUUAUGACAGGCAGUGGAGAUCCUUACAUAUAUGGCCCGGAUAUACUACUUGACCAUAACCUUGUUGUUGUAACUUUUAAUUACAGAAUAGGUGCACUGGGUUUCUUAAGCUUUGAAGAUGAGGUACUGCCUGGAAACAACGGGCUAAAGGAUCAGUCGCUGGCGUUGAGAUGGGUUAAAGAUAAUAUCAAACAUUUUGGUGGCGACCCUGAUAAAAUUACUAUCUAUGGGAAUUCUGCCGGCUCAGCAAGCGUUUACCAUCACCUUCUGUCUCCUCUUAGUAAAGGUUUAAUUCACGGUGCUAUAUCCAGUAGCGGAAUCGCUACCGCAACCUGGGCAGUAGCUCAGAAGGGAGAGGCUAAACGAAACGCUCUGAGACUCGCUGCAUUUUUAAACUGUCCCACGUCUUCUAGCGAAAUCGCACUCGAAUGUUUGCGGAAAGUUAGCGCUCAGAAUAUCGUUCUACAAAAUGCAAAAUUCAUGGAAUUCCUUUACGAGCCCAGCAUUCCGCACAAGCCUGUCAUCGAACCUGAAUUACCAGGGGCGUUCCUUACCAAACUACCUCUAGAUAUUAUUAAAUCUGGAGGUUUGGCCCAAGUCCCAUAUAUUAACGGCAUAACAACUGACGAUGGAACCUUUAAAUCGGCUGCAAUAUAUGACAAACCCAGCUUGGUGGAUAGACUGAACAAGGAAUUUGAUCGUAUUGUCCCCAUGAUCCUUCAUUAUGACCAUCUUCCAUCCAGUGAGAAAAUUUCAAAAAAAGUCAGAGCAUUCUAUCUUCAAAAUCGGAAGGUAGACAACACAACAAAGGCAGAAGUUACAAAUAUGAUCACCGAUGCCCUAUUCCACUAUCCCCAGAGAGUAACUAGCCAGCUACAUGCGAAGUAUUCAAAACGACCGGUUUAUUUCUAUUUGUUCGGUUAUAGAGGGUCUGUUAGCUUUUCUACCAUCUUUGGCGAUAAAGAGCAUGACUAUGGUGUCUGUCAUGGUGACGAUACAUUAUAUUCCAUAAGUAAUGAACUAUUCCAUGACUACCAACCAUCAGCUACAGACUUGGAAAUGAAGAAGAUAAUGUCAACUUUUGUGUACAAUUUUGCGAAUACAGGUGAUCCUACAUCAGAUGGCAAUAAUCCAAUCUCGGAAAAAUGGGAGCCCGUCGAAAAUGCAAAAUUUAAGUACCUCUCUAUAAAAGGUAGCAGUGACGUGAGAAUGGAGGAGAAAUUGUUCGAAGACCGAUUCGAAUUCUGGAAAAGGCUUAAUAUUCAUUAUCCAUCUAUUGAUGUAAAAGAUGAAUUAUAGCGAAUACCUUAAUAUAAUUAUAGCCAUGUAUUGUUACUUGUUAAAAAAAUCAUUUUUGGAAAAUUA
Molecule: messenger RNA, 1856 nt
Organism: Photinus pyralis (common eastern firefly)
Lineage: Eukaryota; Metazoa; Arthropoda; Insecta; Coleoptera; Lampyridae
Product: venom carboxylesterase-6-like
Exons: 9
Coding region: 105-1790 (561 amino acids)
Source: RefSeq, a predicted model, not a curated record